Messenger RNA from Nicotiana tabacum (common tobacco), 1945 nucleotides. RefSeq names its product protein DETOXIFICATION 56-like. NCBI's taxonomy places the organism in Eukaryota, Viridiplantae, Streptophyta, Magnoliopsida, Solanales, Solanaceae. Gene Ontology annotation, cellular component: membrane. The record is from RefSeq and is a predicted model, not a curated record. Gene Ontology annotation, molecular function: xenobiotic transmembrane transporter activity; antiporter activity. Gene Ontology annotation, biological process: xenobiotic detoxification by transmembrane export across the plasma membrane.
CUCAUGCUCUUUAACAACUUAUCAUUCUUGUGCAGGCCCUCCAUUUUUCAAGUAAGAAAUCACGAAAACAGAAAUAACUCCGCCAAUAUCCCGCAAAUUAAAUACCACAACUACCAUGCCUGAAACAAUGACCAAAAAAUGGCCACAACAUCUCAUACAAAAUACCCUUUUAGAAAUGAAAUUGCAACGAGGAAUAGUACUUCCUCUGAUGGCCAUGAACUUCACAUGGUUUGCAAAAACAGCCAUAACAACUGCAUUUCUCGGUAAGCUUGGAGAUCUUUCAUUGGCAGGAGCCACGUUGGGUUUUACGUUCGCGAACGUCACUGGAUUCUCAGUCUUGAAUGGUCUCGGUGGUGCUAUGGAACUUAUUUGUGGACAAGCAUUUGGAGCCAAGAAUCAUAAGUUACUUCACAAGACCCUUAUCAUGUCAACUUCUUUGUUACUACUCGUCUCAAUUCCUAUAUCUUUCUUGUGGCUUAAUGUUGACAAAAUCCUCAUAAAAUGUGGCCAGCAAAAUGACAUUUCUAUGGUAGCUAAGAAAUAUCUUAUUUAUCUCCUCCCUGAUUUGGUGAUCACAUCAUUUUUGUGUCCACUAAAGGCUUACUUGAGCACACAAAAUGUUACAAUCCCAAUUAUGUUAAGCUCAACUCUAGCUGUUGCUUUGCAUAUACCGAUUACUAUGCUAUUUUCGAUGACUAAAGGGCUAGAAGGAAUUUCCAUGGCAUAUUGGCUAACAGACUUACUAAUCAUGAUUCUUUUGGCUAUUUAUGUAAUGAUAGUAGAGAACAGAAAGGGAGGAAAAUGGAAAGAAGGAGGCUGGUGGGAACAGGAGAUUCUUGAUUGGAUCAGAUUGCUUAAACUCUGUGGACCAUGUUGUCUUACUACUUGUCUUGAAUGGUGGUGCUAUGAGAUAUUGGUUUUGUUAACAGGGCGUCUCAAAAAUGCUAAACAAGCAGUUGGGGUUAUAGCCAUUGUAUUGAACUUUGAUUAUUUGCUCUUCUCUGUUAUGCUUUCGCUUGAGACUUGUGCGUCCGUUCGCGUAUCGAAUGAGCUCGGGGCAGAUAGUCCUGCCCCUGCUUACCGGGCAGCAUAUGUGUCAUUAGUCUUGAGUAUUAUUUCUGGUUUUUUAGGCGGUUCUGUAAUGGUAGGGGCAAGAGGAAUUUGGGGUCCUUUGUUUAGUUAUGACAGAAGGAUAAUAAGAGGAGUGAAGAAGAUCAUGUUGCUAAUGGCGUUAAUUGAAGUUGUUAAUUUUCCUUUAGCAGUUUUUGGAGGAAUUGUUCGUGGAACAGCGCGGCCUUGGCUAGGGAUGUACGCUAAUAUCAGUGGAUUUUACUUGUUGGCCUUGCCGUUGGGGGUAAUUUUGGCGUUCAAGUUUCAUCUUGGGCUUGUAGGUCUAUUGACAGGGUUUAUGGUUGGAGUAGUUCUUUGUUUGGCCUUGUUGUUGGUGUUUGUUGCUAGGAUUGAUUGGGUUAGAGAAGCUAACAAAGCACAUAUGUUAGCCUGCAACCAAGAAGAAGCUGCUGAUGAUGGGAGAAAUUCCUCCAUGGCUACGGAAAAUGGCUCAUGAACAGAGGCGGACCUAGAAUGUUAGGAGCGGGUUCAAUUGAACCCAUCAUUUUAUUGUCACGACUAUAGUACUUUAAUCCGUUAAGUAGUUUAAAUGCUGAAUCUCUCUCGCCCUCAUGACUAUAGUCACGCCUAACGUAUAAUAAUUGUGUCACAAAAUAUAUCAAUCAUAAUAAGAAAAUAGAGUUUGAGUAGUUUCUAUCACGGAUUUUUCUUUAAACCCAGAGGCUAGAGAAUUGAUUGCAACUACAGAGGGACUCUUCUAACGGCAGCGCUUUUAAUCAUAACGGUAAAGCCUGCCCACAACUACAUCAUUGUAAUGAGUAAGAACCAGAAAGAAUAAAAUGGCUGAGAAACCUAAUACGAGAGAAUUAAUAUA